Messenger RNA from Diprion similis, 1356 nucleotides. It is a transcript of the gene Cln3, whose product is annotated as battenin. The transcript has 8 exons. The coding region runs from base 16 to 1356 and encodes 446 amino acids. NCBI's taxonomy places the organism in Eukaryota, Metazoa, Arthropoda, Insecta, Hymenoptera, Diprionidae. The record is from RefSeq and is a predicted model, not a curated record. Gene Ontology annotation, biological process: lysosome organization; regulation of intracellular pH. Gene Ontology annotation, cellular component: lysosome; membrane.
UUUGACAAUUGUGACAUGCAGCUCGGCUGCACGAAAAUGACGCAUCUCAGUUAUUCUUCAGCGGAUUUUGAUAACCCAUCAAGUUCCAGAGUUUCGUUAAUUUACAGCUGGGAUUCCUUAGGGACGCGGAAUGAUCCAAUCGACCCUGAGGCUCAGGCUGAGAAACGAAAGAAAUGGAGGAACUUGAUUGCUUUUUGGAUUCUUGGAUUGUGCAACAAUUAUGGCUACGUUGUGAUGCUAAGUGCGGCUCACGACAUCAUUGAAAGCAAGUUUGGUUCCACGUCGUCAUCUUCGGAAACUACAGAUAACACAACGACAUCGAGAGAUUGUAAUACUUUGUCGACAGGUGCCAUACUCCUGGCGGAUAUAAUACCGUCGCUUGCGACUAAGAUUAUCGCGCCAUUCUUGCCAUUUUUCGUACACUUGAGAUUAUUAUCAUGCGUUAUUAUGGCUGGUUCCGGAUUCAUCAUGGUAGCUCUGGCUGCUUCAGAAUGGUUAGCGAUUCUAGGUGUGAUCGUUACUUCCUUAUCUUCCGGCCUAGGUGAGGUCACACUGUUGGGAUACAGCCACUACUUUGACAAAAACGUUAUUUCAACGUGGUCAUCGGGGACAGGUGGUGCAGGUGUAAUUGGAGCGGUUUCUUACGCCGGUCUGACGCUAUGGCUGAGCACUGAAAAUACUAUUCUUGUGAUGCUCGUCGUGCCGGUAAUUCAAGCGAUCGCGUUCUGGAUCAUAUUGGUCCAUCCUAAAGAAACUGCACUGCCAGUUUCAAACCUCGGAAAUGGCAGUAAAGAAAAUGCAAAGGAGGUCGUUACGAUCCCAAAAAAGACAUUAAAGCAAAAAUUGGCCAUAGUGCCAGGACUCUUGAAAUAUAUGAUACCGAUUGGACUCGUUUACUUAUUCGAAUACUUCAUCAAUCAAGGAUUGUUUGAGCUAAUCGAUUUUGACGGAAUAUGGUUGGACCACGCUGCACAAUAUAGAUGGCUUCAAGUUGAUUACCAAAUCGGUGUUUUCAUAUCUAGAUCAUCGGUUAAUUUGGUUACGAUCAACAGGAUCUGGAUAAUGGCAGUCCUUCAGCUUGUCAACGUAGUAAUAAUGACCUUCGAGACGUUGUACUUCUACAUUCCGAAUAUCUGGAUCGUAUUUGUGAUCGUAUUGUGGGAAGGACUUCUUGGCGGAGGAGCGUACGUCAACACUUUUUACAAAAUGUCCAAAGAGGUACCAGAAGAAGAUCGAGAAUUCUCACUCGGAAUAACAACCAUGGCGGAUUCAAUCGGUAUCGCUUUAGCUGGCUGGAUAUCGAUUCCAGUGCACAAUGCCAUUUGUAAACUACCUCAACCAACGCGCCUAGGGUGA